AUGGGCUCUGUGAUCCACGAGAAAACCUCCUUCGUCACCGCUUGGUUCAGGCGUGCGUGCCAGGCAGGAAUUGAAAGCAUUAAAAAUCAGAUGAGUUCCGAGCAACGCCAGCUCAGGUCUGUAUUCUGCCUCUUCGACGAUGCCGGCACAGGCCUCGUUUCCGCGUCCCUUCUGAAGAACACUUUGCUCUCCGCUGCACAGAAGCACCCUGAGCAUGCGGGAGACCCACGCCAAUAUUACCACAGCGUGGUGGCGUUGGACAAACUGGGCGACAAGCAAAUAACGUUUGAAGAAUUUGCGGACGUCUUCGCUGCAGGUUCGUUUAAUCUGUCAUCCGGCAAAACGAUCAGCAAACAGGACGCCUUCAAAUUAUUCCGUCUUCUAGACGUGGACGACAAGGGAAAAAUCGGUUACCCCGAAUUAAAAGGUUUGAUGGAAGACUUGGGCGAGAUUAUUUCGCCAGAAGAGUUGCAGGAGAUGAUAUAUCGAGCGGAUAUGAACGGUGACGGUCUAGUCGACGCGGAAGAGUUCUACCGAGUACUGUCAUGCACUCACCAUUUUGCAGAGAACAGUUAA
Messenger RNA from Gregarina niphandrodes, 576 nucleotides. Its product is annotated as centrin. NCBI's taxonomy places the organism in Eukaryota, Apicomplexa, Conoidasida, Eugregarinorida, Gregarinidae. The coding region runs from base 1 to 576 and encodes 191 amino acids. Gene Ontology annotation, biological process: mitotic cell cycle; centriole replication. Gene Ontology annotation, cellular component: centriole; centrosome. Gene Ontology annotation, molecular function: calcium ion binding. The record is from RefSeq and is a predicted model, not a curated record. The transcript has 4 exons.